Penicillium verhagenii is the source of this 489-nucleotide messenger RNA. RefSeq lists its product as uncharacterized. The coding region runs from base 1 to 489 and encodes 162 amino acids. Lineage: Eukaryota; Fungi; Ascomycota; Eurotiomycetes; Eurotiales; Aspergillaceae. The transcript has a single exon. The record is from RefSeq and is a predicted model, not a curated record.
AUGUCGACUACUCAGAGACCCUAUCAUGACCACGCGCCCCACUGGCCCCCAGAGCUCAUCGCUAAGCUCAGAGCAACCCAUGAGAGCCAGAUCGACACAAACCCACAACACGUCUCGAUUGUGAUCCACGAGACCAAAUGCCCAUACAACGACAACACGUACGAGAUUCUUGGUGUUUUCUCGUCCACUUUCAUUGCCAACCAGACGGCUAUGGACUUUUUCAAAGAUGAAUACUCAAACUUCAUGGAGGAACUGUCGGACGAUGGCCCGUGGGGCCAUUUCUACGAAAAGCCAACUAAUAUGGACAUGAAUACGGUGGCAUGGUCUGUCUCAAACUCUGGGAGACUGAGAUUGAAGGCUCUUGAUGGAGGCGAUGGUGACCUAUACCAGGUUUACGUUAAACGCAUGGCCAUUCAAUCCAGCUACUCCCCAAGGGUUGCACGUCGUGACGCGACGCAGUCAGCGCAUUUUUAUGAUUUCCACUUUUGA